Labrus bergylta (ballan wrasse) is the source of this 1583-nucleotide messenger RNA. It is a transcript of the gene cd74a, whose product is annotated as CD74 molecule, major histocompatibility complex, class II invariant chain a. Gene Ontology annotation, biological process: positive regulation of cytokine-mediated signaling pathway; immune response; protein trimerization. Lineage: Eukaryota; Metazoa; Chordata; Actinopteri; Labriformes; Labridae. Gene Ontology annotation, molecular function: macrophage migration inhibitory factor binding; MHC class II protein binding; cytokine receptor activity. The record is from RefSeq and is a predicted model, not a curated record. Gene Ontology annotation, cellular component: cell surface; cytoplasm; membrane.
CCCGCAGUCUCUCAUCUUUCUGAGGAAUCAGUCUGCUUAAACUUCCUUGUUUUUUCGGAACAUUAAUCUGACUGAUUUGCCGGACUUUCUCCAGUUUGUCGCUUUGAGGAGAAACAUUCAGGACAGAUGGACAACUCUCCAGAAGAAGCUCCCCUGGCCAGAGGAAGUCUGGCCGGCAGUGAAGAAGCCCUGGUUCUCCCUGCAGCACCCACCAGGACCUCCAACAGUCGGGCUUUAAAGAUUGCUGCCCUGACCACCCUGGCAUGUCUCCUGCUGGCCAGUCAGGUCUUCACCGCCUACAUGGUGUUCAGCCAGAAAGAGCAGAUCCACACACUGCAGAAGUCCUCUGAGAAAAUGGGAAGACAACUGACCCGCUCAUCCAAUGUUGCGUCUCCGAUGAAACUGAACAUGCCCAUGAAAAGCCUCCCUCUGAUGAUGAACUACAUCUCGGAUGAUGCACCCAAGACGCCCUUGACUAAGCUGCAGGACGCUGUAGUCAGUGUGGAGAAACAGGUGAAAGAGCUCAUGCAGGACUCUCCACUGCCUCAGUUUAAUGAGACCUUCCUGACCAACCUGCACGGCUUGAAGAAGCAGAUGAAUGAGAGCGAGUGGACGAGCUUCGAGUCUUGGAUGCGUUAUUGGUUGAUCUUCCAGAUGGCCCAGCAGAAGCCUGUUGCUCCAACUGCUCAGACAGCGCCUUUGAUCAGUACCAAAUGCCAGUUGGAGUCAGCAGGUAAGACCAGCAAGCUUGGUGACUUCCGUCCCCAGUGUGACGAGCAGGGCAAAUACAAGCCCAUGCAGUGCUGGUUUGCCACUGGCUACUGCUGGUGUGUGGAUGACUCUGGCAGAGCCAUCGAGGGCACCACAGUGAGAGGCCGUGCCGACUGUCAGAAAGGCUAUGCUCCUCGUCGAGCCAUGAUGUCACCUCUGCUGAUGCAGAAGACCAUCAGCGUAGAUGAUGAGUGAAACAGCUGAAGCAACAUGCUUUCAUCAAGCAAUCUCUGCAGACAUGAGAAUAAGUUCUCUUACGCUGGAUGCUGACCAAUUAGCUGUAAUUGUUUUGUCAUGAUCAGUUAUUAAUCCAUGUAACUGCUUGAUUUUAAACCUUUUUGCUGGCUUUAAGGAAUCAAAUCAAUAGAGGACUGUUACAGUGUAUCGCUAAUCUUUUUUUUUUUCACAUAUAACUGAGUAGAUUUUGGGUGUUGUCAUUGACAUUGUAAUCAGAAAAAAACAUAUAAUCAAGCUAAUGUUAAAAUGUGUGAGACACACAUCAUUGGGGUUUGUUUUUCAGCUUUUUUUUAGUAGCACAAAAACUCACAGAGAUGUUCAGGGUUAGUCAGAGUAAUGGGUGCAGCUUUCUUGAAACAGAUUUAGCUGUUUCAUUUUUUUUAGAUAUAGUGAUUGUUGUGAUUUUGAACCACAGACUAAAACCUAAUUUAAGGUAAAAUAUUUCUUUUUUUAAUUUCUGUGAAUCAGCCUUUUAAAGUGAAUAUACGAGGAAAAUACUUUUGAUGAAUAGAAGAUCCAGACAGUUUACUUUAAAUAAAAAUCUUCAUAACUUCAAUAAACGAGUUCCAAAAGGA